Messenger RNA from Solanum lycopersicum (tomato), 474 nucleotides. RefSeq lists its product as uncharacterized. Gene Ontology annotation, biological process: DNA integration. Lineage: Eukaryota; Viridiplantae; Streptophyta; Magnoliopsida; Solanales; Solanaceae. The record is from RefSeq and is a predicted model, not a curated record. Gene Ontology annotation, molecular function: nucleic acid binding.
AUGGAUGUGAUUGGACCGAUAGAACCAAAAGCAUCGAAUGGUCACAGGUUCAUCUUGGUGGCCAUUGAUUAUUUUACAAAGUGGGUAGAAGCAAUAACUUUUAAGUCAGUAACCAAGAAGGUCGUGGUGGAUUUCAUCCAUUUCAACAUCAUCUGUCGGUUUGGUAUUCCAAAGAUUGAGCAUCGAAAUUCGGCUCCAUAUCGCCCAAAGGUAAACGGGGCUAUAGAAGCUGCUAACAAAAAUAUAAAAAAGAUACUUCGUAAGAUGGUGCAAAGUUCUCGACAAUGGCAUGAAAAGUUGCCUUUAGCUUUGUUGGAUUAUCGCACUACAGUCCGUACGUCAGUGGGCGCUACUCCAUAUUCACUAGUAUACAGGACUGAGGCAGUUAUACCUGCAGAGAUUGAGAUCUCAUCUUUACGAAUUGUUGUGGAGGCUGAAAUUGAUGAUGAUGAGUGGAUCAAAAAACUCGGUUAG